AUGCAUGCUCUUCUGGAAGGACGGAUGCAAGAUGCGCAGAUCACAGACAAACCGAUGGCACCUCCGGUGGGUGGCGUAAUCCUUGAUAUAGGACCUGGUCGCGGCUACUGGAUAGAUCUCUACGACAAGGCGAAGGUACCCAUUGACAAGCCUGGCGCUAGAUCUCAAGGUGUCAGUGGUGGCAUCCAAAAAGUGUAUGGUGUCGAGCCGAACCCCGACUCACACGCUGCACUAUCCAAGAGAGUCCAAGAAAUAGGCCUGGACGGGGUGUACGAGGUCCUUCCAGUGGGGAUAGAAGAAGUCAAUAAAGUCAAGAUCAAUGGUAAAACCAUUGAGAAAGGCAGUGUGGACUGCAUAGUCUCCAUACUCUGCUUAUGCAGCAUACCCGAACCAGAGAAGAACAUCACUGACCUCUAUGGAUAUCUCAAGAAGGGUGGGCGAUGGUAUCUUUACGAGCAUGUUCGAAGUGGUGAUGGUGUGUUCAUGAAGCUAUACCAAGGUACGAAUCGAUGUCAACGAGUAUGA
Molecule: messenger RNA, 525 nt
Organism: Didymosphaeria variabile
Lineage: Eukaryota; Fungi; Ascomycota; Dothideomycetes; Pleosporales; Didymosphaeriaceae
Exons: 2
Coding region: 1-525 (174 amino acids)
Source: RefSeq, a predicted model, not a curated record